Messenger RNA from Cuscuta europaea, 1036 nucleotides. The record is from the annotation of a GenBank genome assembly. Lineage: Eukaryota; Viridiplantae; Streptophyta; Magnoliopsida; Solanales; Convolvulaceae.
UGUUUUAAAUUAGGCCCAGCUUCAAUUCAUUCACUCGAAAAUUAGUACCCUAGGAAACUAUCGGUUCCGCACGAGUAUAUAAACCAUAGGAACCCAUCGACUUCGGCGUUGGCCUCCGUUGGAGUUCGUCGUCUUCGUCUGUGAAGGAGUAUUACGCAGCCUCCUCCGUCGACGCCGCCGCCGCAGCAGCCAUGGGUCGAAUGCACAGUCGAGGUAAAGGUAUAUCCUCUUCUGUAACCCCUUACAAGCGAACCCCUCCUGCUUGGCUUAAGACCACCGCUCAGGAAGUGGAGGAGAGUAUAUGUAAGUUUGCCAAGAGGGGUACAACACCUUCAAAGAUUGGUGUUCUUCUGAGAGAUUCACAUGGAAUUGCUCAAGUCAAGAGUGUAACUGGUAGCAAAAUUCUCCGCAUCCUUAAGGCUAACGGCUUUGGUGUUGGUAAAUUGUGUGUAGGGCUGGCUCCUGUGAUACCAGAGGAUUUAUACCAUUUGAUUAAGAAGGCAGUUGCAAUUAGGAAGCACCUGGAGAGGAACCGGAAGGACAAAGACUCAAAGUUUCGCCUGAUUCUUGUUGAGAGCAGAAUUCACCGCCUUGCACGCUACUACAAAAAGACCAAGAAACUUCCUCCUGUUUGGAAAUACGAGUCAAACACAGCAAGCACCUUGGUGUCUUAAACUCUAGAUAGUUGUACCUUCUGAAAUGAUGAGAAGGAUCCUCAGCAUGGUUAUGUUUAUUUCCAGUUUGUGAUUUUGAGAAGCAUGUUCUUCAGUGUAUUCUCUAUUUGAGUAAUAUUUAAGAGAUUUUUGUCAAAGGAGCUAAUUUUGAUUUUGAUAUUAAUGCGUAAUUCAACAUUUUGUGCCGCUCAUCUCUCAAAAUGUAUGUUUAAUAGCAUUUUUAAGAAUUUAAGCAUAUAAUCUACUAUUGUCCUAUGACUUCCACAGUUUCCAGUUCCUGUAGGUGAUUGAAGGUUGAAAUAUACUCGUACCACGGACUACGGAGUAUGGAGUAGUCUAUUAUCCUAUUUGGUUUCCCAAAA